UAAGUAUGGUGUGAUCAAUUUACGGAUGGUGUUGUGAUAAAUUUACGAGAAUAACUUGUUAGGAGCUGGCGCGUGAAAUGCAUCGGUUGGCAAGAUACUGACAUGGUCGGGCAACAGCAGACACGGCUAAUCUGACGGCAAACAUUGGACGCUUCAAGAUAGCAAGAGGAUCAAGGCAGACUUGCACUUCAUAGACGUCAGAUGGCACAUCAAGCAUCAACAGCUGGCACUCUUCAGAAAGCAUUCAAAGAACUCAUGAGACCAGAAUCCAUCCUUCACAUUCAUAUAGCAACUGACUUCAAACUUGUGUUCCAGAACUGUGUAGCAAAUCAUUCCUAUGAAGGUCCUGUUCACAAAAUGCCAGCUAAUGCGAGAGGUCGCCCGCCUAAGUUGCCCCGAGCUUGCACCUGGUGUGCUGAACUCCGGCCUCAGCUCAAAUAUGUUUUCCCCACACCUAACACUAAGAAGGAGUUCUGCUCUGAGAUGUGCCUAUCAGAAUUCCGAAAAGCCUUGUUGAAACAUGGAUUAUGUGUUCACUGCGACAAUGUGAUCCGUGAUACGGUUUUCAAAUGUGUAUCGGAAACUGAGUUGGAUGGGUCAGCUGAUGGAGGGCUGGACGAAGGUUCAGCAGCUGCACCCAGGGUCACAUCUCUCAUUGCAGCUGUAAACAAACGGCUGAAUGCAUGCAGUGAAGAGUGUCAGAAAGCCUGGGAAGAUGGACAGAAAAAUGGUGAAAAGGUGGAAACUCCCAACACAGAUGCUGAUUCAGCAACAAGAAGUUCAUCAAAAGACAAGGUUUUACUUGAGGAGGCGGGCUCUCACAGCACUGGUGAUGCCUCAGAUUCUAGUUUUGGUCUCACUUCACCCACAAACGGAGCACAGACUUUACAAGGUCUCAGUGUUGCUGAGCUACACACAUCUAAACGAGGACGUGGACUAUCAGCAGCUGCUCUUGCUAUGAUAGAGGCUGCCGCAGAGUUCAACUGGCCUGAUUAUCUGCAGGAGGAAAACGCUGUUGCUGCUCCUCCUAAAUGUUUUAAACAGCACCGCACGCCGCCAAAGAACGAGUUCGUGGUGAACAUGAAGCUCGAGGCGCUGGACCCUCGUAACGUGACGUCGACAUGCAUCGCCACGGUGGUGGGCACGCUAGGGCCGCGGCUCCGUCUGCGUCUUGAUGGCUCCGAUAACAAGAAUGACUUCUGGAGGCUGGUUGACUGCAACAACGAAAUUCACCCCAUAGGGCAUUGUGAAGAAAAUGGUGGCAUGUUACAGCCACCUUUAGGAUUUCGUAUGAAUGCGUCAUCCUGGCCCAUGUUCUUGCUGAAGACGCUCCACAACGCCGAGGUGUCGCCUCCUGAUAUCUUUAAAGAUGAGCCCCCAACCCCGUCCCGCAAUCACUUCGAACCUGGCAUGAAACUAGAAGCCGUUGACAAGAAAAACCCACAGCUCAUUUGUGCUGCAACUGUUGGUGCUGUUGAUGGUGAUAUGAUCCACGUAACAUUUGACGGCUGGCGAGGUGCUUUCGACUACUGGUGUCGCUUUGAUUCCCGAGACAUUUUCCCUCCAGGCUGGUGUGCUCUGUCUGGGCAUCCUCUCCAGCCCCCAGGCCAGAUGUGGGGUCCUCCCAACAGCCGAUACAAGGCACGAGUGCUCAACAUUCCAGCAUCAAACACGUCAUCGCCCACACGUCGCGAAGCCAACUCGUCUGGUGCUGGUGGUAAAGUCAACGCUGCUUCUACCAACAUAAUUGGGAAACUGAGCUCGGCACCUACCGUGUCAAGCACCACAACACGAGGAGAAUCUGUUUCUUCCAAAGCUGUUGAAAAUGGAAAUUCCACUGCAGGAGGAGGCAGUGGAGAGAAAAACUCCAAAAAGUCAAGUGCUCUCACUGAAAAACCUGACCCAAGUCCUAAUCCAGACGCUUGUGGUAAGAGCCUGAGGAGUGCGGUACAUGAAGGAUCACUCAAGAAAGACCCGGACAAAAUACCAUCAGCCGAGACAAGAACCACAACCAACAGUAGCUCUUCAUCUUCUCGAGUAAUCUCCAAGCUAUCCUCGUCUUCGUCUAAAGAUGUCUCUAUCUCAAUUAAAGAUCAAUAUGAGUUUGAAUCUUCUGAUAUGGAAGACGGCGCACCCUCCCCUCUCAAGCAAAGAAGCAAUCCUAAUAUUACUACCAAAUGUAAAGUUACUCUAUCCAAAACCUCUCCCUCAAAAAUUUCAGGCUCUCUGAAGAUCACGAGCUCUAGUCACUCCAGUUCUAGCAGUAAUAGUAAUAUUAAUACUAAUAGUGUAAGCAGUAAUGGCACUGGUGUCUCUAACCAGUCUUCCUCACCAUUAACAUCGCCAUCAAGAAGCGGCAAUACUGUAUCAAUAAUGCCCAUCUACAAUAAAAACAAGCCUAAUAAUAACAACAGCAUCGCUGAGAAACGACCGUCGACGCUAAGUAAGACUUCUCAGAAAACGGCUGACGAAGACAACCUAGUAGCCGGAGAAGCUAAUGAAAUAAAAGCUACUCAGAAACAGAAAGUUGUCCAGCCUGCCCAGUCACCUAAACCAUCCAAGUCUCCCACUGAACCACACAAUAAACGGUCUCAACUGUCCGCCAGUUCCGUCACUACCUCUGGUCCCAAGUCUCCUAACAUCGUCGUUACGGAGCCUGACACGUCCACCGUCGCUAAGCUCUCAGCAUCUGUUUGUGUCCACGUGAACCACGGGUGCAGCCCUGGACCGUACCUGUCACCGGCGCGGGUGCUGGAGAUGCCGGUGCGCUUCGGUCCCGGCAGCCUCAACCGCGUGCUCAGGGAGGCCGUGCAGGCGCUCGUAGACUGCGCUUACAACCCCGCUGUGGUGGCAGCCAUGUUGCCUCAGGGAAGCGGCAAAGUCAUCAUACAGGUGACUGAAAGCGGUGAAAGCAGCAGCAAAACCCAGCGGCUGCCGGCGGUGGAGAGCGAGGUGGCGCUAUGGCAGCUGCUGGAGGCUCUGUUCGAGGAGCUGCUGUGCUGCGAGAGCUUCUUCGCUCAGCAGGAGCGCGCACAGCAGCACUGCGCCAAGUGCGCUCGGUCGCCACCUCAGCAUCUAACGCAGGAGUGUGAAGGUCGCGGGCAGCAACAAACAGCAGCAGCAGCAGCAGACCCGCUACAAGACCAAGGCGCUCAGCCGCUGCCAGCUGCUAACUCAGGCAACAGCAAGCGCUCGAGCUCACUCGACCAGCCUGACGCGUCUCCUGGCAGACAAACUGCUAAGAAAAGUCGCACUGAGAGCACGUCGGACAGUGAGGGCUGCGACGUGCGACCGUGUGGUGAUCCCGUCGAGUGGACAGUCGAAGACGUCAUUUCCUACAUCGCUGCCGUCAGUCCCCAGCUGGCCUGCCAUGCCGACCUCUUCAGAAAACAUGAAAUUGAUGGGAAGGCGCUGCUUCUUCUCAACAGCGACAUGAUGAUGAAGUACAUGGGGCUUAAGCUUGGUCCCGCCCUCAAGAUUUGCAACCUUAUCAACAAAAUUCGUAGCAAGAAGCACAUGUUCUGAGCGCCGUAUUCCCAAGUUACUACUUCUUUCUGCCCUUCGAGCAAAAUCCGCCUCGGAAUCUGGCGUUUGGUUUGUUUUGCUGUACAAAAUUGAACAUUUUUCCAACGUAAUGAACAAAGAGGUCCUGAUUGAGAACUAUUACAAUAUAUUUCUGCUGAGGUUAAAAUCUCUAAGCUUUUUUUUUUGAAGAUUUCCUCAAUUUAAUUCUAUUCGUUUUCCCGUUUGCAUUGAAUUCCUUCACACCAGGCCUUCUAUGUAAUAGGAUGGAUGUCUUUCUACAAUUGUUGAGACGCACCCUGAGAAAAUAUCUUUUACUGUGACUGCUGCUGGUGCGCCAGUGAACUCUAUUUUUCUUGAUUUCUUCAAACAUUUGAGAUGUCUGAUUACGUACACAAAUUAGCUUGGUAUUUCAAUUACCCAUUAGAGUGACCAUCGGUUUAAACGGAGACAUAAAAAGUUGUUGGCUGUUACCUUAAUUUAAGGCUAUGUUUCUCUUUAAUGAAAAGGAGAUUCCUUCACGGAUUUUAGCUUGAAGAGUUAAGCUGUGAUUGCGAGUGUCUUGAUUUCACUUAUUCAAAUUUAUUUACCAUUUUGAAUUCAUUUAACAGUUUUCGAAAGAGUAGCCUGUUUGCACUUGGUUCUUUGGUUCGUUUGAAUGUAAAGUAUUAAUGGACUCGCACUAUUGUGUGUAACACGAUUGUUUGUAGUCUAUGCGUGAUCUACCAGCUCCCUGGUAAUACCUAGCGUUAUUUUUUUUGCGGUCUGACAUACCUACGUAAAAUUAGUUUCUUUGUAGCAUUUCUUUUAAUGGAUUAUUCAUGAUUUUAUGGUUGCGUUACUGGAGCCCAUCAAUUUAUUUUCAUGCUGCUGGCUUGCUCGUGGCUGAUGCUUCUUCAGUUGAUUGAAGCCUGCGGAAGCUGCCAUAUUUUCCACCUAAUGUCGUAAAUUCGUGAGCGCUCUAAGGAAAAAAUUCAUUUUCCUAAAGGGGCCAAAGUAGGAUGUCAUUUUUUUUUUUU
Messenger RNA from Hyalella azteca, 4541 nucleotides. RefSeq names its product polycomb protein SCMH1 (gene Scm). Gene Ontology annotation, biological process: regulation of DNA-templated transcription. NCBI's taxonomy places the organism in Eukaryota, Metazoa, Arthropoda, Malacostraca, Amphipoda, Hyalellidae. The transcript is spliced from 15 exons. The record is from RefSeq and is a predicted model, not a curated record. Gene Ontology annotation, molecular function: protein binding. Bases 202 to 3525 code for a protein of 1107 amino acids. Gene Ontology annotation, cellular component: nucleus.